Molecule: messenger RNA, 1317 nt
Organism: Desarmillaria tabescens
Lineage: Eukaryota; Fungi; Basidiomycota; Agaricomycetes; Agaricales; Physalacriaceae
Exons: 5
Coding region: 1-1317 (438 amino acids)
Source: RefSeq, a predicted model, not a curated record
AUGCCUCAUCACACAAAUCCCUUUCCCUUCAUCUAUAGUACUGAUCCAGUACCUCUCUCUUUCGAAGAAAGCACCCUCUUGGCUAACGACUUGAGCCACAUCGAUCUGAACCCCUCAGAAAUGAAGAGACCAGUCAGCUUCAAUAUUGACCAUCCUUGGAGACCCUUCAGAUUCUCGCAAGACUCUCCCAAGCUCACUAGGGCGGGUGAGAAGGGUGUGAUGUUUAGAAGAAAUUGGGUCAAAGAAGUUGUCAAGGAUUUUAGGGACGCAAAGGAGUGCGUCGAGCUGGUCACGAAACACCCAUGGUAUGUUCCAAAGUCAACCUUACCACGUCUCUUCAACAUAGAGCUUCUUUGCUCAGUCUACCCCUCCCCCGAACAAGCUCAGAAGAUAAGAAAAUCAGUAGAUCCACCUUUCAUUCAUCCCAACUCCUUGGUCUAUCUUCGUAUACCUAACUGGGCACCUAUCCCGUUGAACAAAAGGUCGUGGCUGCUGAUGAGGUGGACUAACGAGUUCGAGGUAGUAGCCCAUGACAAUGGGGAAGGACGUUCCAUAAUCCACUUCCUCUAUGAAAAAAUCAUAGAAUGGACACCUGGUUCUCCUUCCAGCCGGAAAGCUUGGCUUCGUCUCGAGAGCGCUCGCGUCAACAGUUCCUUGGAUGAAAUACAAUCGUUGGCAGAACGUCACAUCUCCACACACAGCCCUGGGUUUGACAUCUUGGAAAUUACUCCCUGGUUACAAUUCCCUUACACUAAGAUAGCGCCAUAUCCAUCAGACGAUGAAGCAGAGAUCGACCUUGUUUCUCCGAAUCUCUAUCCCAAGGCACCUGAGAAGGCGCUGAACAUAGUCAAGAUGGAACCAACAGAAGAAUUGACUUACCCAUUCGAGGAGGUAAUGGUCAAUUCAGAAUUGCCUGUACCAGGACCAAUAGCUGGUGCUUCCUCGUUACCUCAUGAGGUCGGGUGCUUAACUGACGUGCCCUCUGAUGCAUCAGAAGAUGUCACCCAGAAAAUCGAAGAGAUAUUUGGUAGUCCUUCGCAAUCCGUAGAUUUGAGCUCUAUGAAAUCCUCUUCACAUGCAUCAAUGGCCUCCCAUCUGGAAGCCAGAAUUAGCUGGGCUUCUCCUUACCAGAUUCGAGAUCCUAGGAGGAUAAUGGCCAGGAUGGCAAGUUCCCCGGAGUUCGAGCAAAGCACUUCUAGUCCUCCUACCUCCCAUUCUUCUGAUGCGACAGUGGAGCACUAUUCUGCAGCUGAGUCGUUGAUCUCUCAAGACAUCCAGUCCCUCGAGACUUCUUUCACAAUGUCACUAACUGGUUGA